Messenger RNA from Cylindrotheca closterium, 1725 nucleotides. Lineage: Eukaryota; Bacillariophyta; Bacillariophyceae; Bacillariales; Bacillariaceae. The record is from the annotation of a GenBank genome assembly.
AUGAUUCGAUCCAAUCUUCUCUCGACUAAGGUCGCUUCGCGCUUCGCCUUCAAGAAUAAUGGAUCUCUCCGAUAUAUGAGCAAAGAGAUCAAGUUCGGCGUUGAAGGACGCGCUGCAAUGCUUAUUGGAGUUGAAACACUUGCAGAUGCCGUUCAGGUAACCUUGGGACCAAAAGGACGGAAUGCUAUCAUUGCCCAGCCUUACGGGCCACCGAAGAUCACAAAGGAUGGCGUCACCGUCGCUAAAUCGAUCGAUUUCGAAGAUCCAUUCGAAGAUAUGGGAGCACAACUUAUCAAGAGUGUUGCCUCCAAGACCAACGAUAUCGCUGGGGAUGGUACUACAACUGCUACAGUUCUUGCCCGGGCCAUCUAUUCGGAGGGAUGCAAAGCCGUUGCCGCUGGAUUGGACCCACAAGACCUUUUCCGAGGAAUUAACCUUGCCGUCGACAAGGUCGUCAAAACACUCGGAGAGAUCAGUCGGCCAAUCACUUCAAAGGAGGAAAUUACACAGGUUGGAACCAUCUCUUCAAACUCCGAUGCCGAAAUUGGACAACUCCUCUCGGAUGCAAUGGAACGAGUUGGAAAGGAGGGUGUUAUUACAGUCCAGGAUGGUAAGACUUUGGAGAACGAAUUAGAGGUUGUAGAAGGAAUGAAGUUCGAGCGCGGAUUUAUCAGCCCAUACUUUAUCACUGAUGCAAAGACCCAGACCUGUGUCCUAGAAAACCCAAUGAUCUUGCUCGUCGAAAAGAAGGUCAGCAGUUUGCAACAACUUGUUCCAAUUUUGGAGUCUGUCAUCAAGAGCCAGUCGUCUUUGCUAAUUGUUGCUGAAGAUGUAGAGAGUGAAGCUCUUGCAACUCUGGUUGUCAACAAACUUCGUGCGGGCAUUAAGGUUUGUGCAGUGAAGGCCCCAGGGUUCGGUGACAACAGAAAGGCCACAAUGCAAGAUCUCGCACUCCUUACUGGUGGAACUGUAAUUUCGGAAGAGACCGGAAUGAAGCUUGAAGAAGUCACACCUGAUCAUCUUGGAACAUGCAAGAAGAUUGAAGUUGACAAGAACAACACUGUUAUCUUGGAUGGCGGCGGCGACCCUGCUGGGAUUAAAGAGAGAUGCGAAUUGAUUCGACACUCUAUCGACACCACUAAGUCUGAUUACGAGCGCGAAAAACUCCAAGAACGGCUGGCUAAGAUAUCUGGGGGAGUUGCAGUUAUCAGAGUUGGGGGAGCCUCCGAAGUUGAGGUUAGUGAAAAGAAGGAUCGUGUGGUUGAUGCCCUUAAUGCCACUCGUGCAGCUGUUGAAGAAGGAAUUGUUCCCGGAGGAGGCAAGGCACUUCUAUAUUGCUCUACCCUUUUGGAUGAGGUUGCGGAUGGUGCAAAGAACAUGGACCAAAAGAUUGGAGUUCAAAUUAUUCAACGAGCACUUCGAGCUCCACUUUCGACCAUUGCGAAGAAUGCCGGAGAAGAAGGAGCUGUCGUCUGUGGUGAAUUGUGCAAGAAGGGUGUUGAAAUUUCAUACGGUUUUGAUGCAGCUAAUGGUAUUUAUACAGACAUGUUUGAAGCUGGAAUUAUCGACCCGACAAAGGUUACCAGAACAGGAAUCGUUGAUGCCGCAUCUGUCGCAGGACUUUUGACGACAUCUGAGUCAAUGAUAGUUGAUAAGCCACAACAAGGAGGUGCAUCAGGAGGACCACCAAUGGGAGGCAUGGGUGGCAUGCCAGGUAUGAUGUAA